Molecule: messenger RNA, 4993 nt
Organism: Acomys russatus (golden spiny mouse)
Lineage: Eukaryota; Metazoa; Chordata; Mammalia; Rodentia; Muridae
Gene: Lamc3
Product: laminin subunit gamma 3
Exons: 28
Coding region: 1-4746 (1581 amino acids)
Source: RefSeq, a predicted model, not a curated record
AUGGCUGCGUCCGGAGUCCUGUCCCUCCUGGCAACCUUGGCGUCGAUGGCGCUGAUGGCCUUGGUGAUGCUAGAGGCGCACUGUGCCGUGGGCGCGGGCAUGGGCUUUUGCUACGACGGCGCGGGGCGCGCACAGCGCUGUCUGCCUGAGUUCGAGAAUGCAGCGUUCGGCCGACGCGCUGAGGCUUCACACACGUGCGGACGGCCCCCCGAAGACUUCUGUCCACACGUGGGGGCACCAGGUGCGGGGCCACAGUGCCAGCGCUGCGACGAUGCCAACCCCCAGCAACGCCACGACGCCUCCUACCUCACAGACUUCCACAGCCCCGAUGACAGCACCUGGUGGCAGAGCCCAUCCAUGGCUUUCGGGGUGCAGUACCCUACCUCGGUUAACCUUACUCUGCGCCUAGGUAAGGCCUAUGAGAUCACCUACGUGAGGCUGAAGUUCCACACCAGUCGUCCCGAGAGCUUUGCCAUCUACAAGCGCACACACACCAGUGGCCCCUGGGAGCCCUACCAGUACUACAGUGCCUCCUGCCAGAAGACCUAUGGCCGUCCUGAGGGCCACUACCUGCGGCCCGGUGAGGAUGAGAGAGUGGCUUUCUGCACCUCUGAGUUCAGUGACAUCUCCCCCUUGAACGGGGGCAACGUCGCCUUCUCCACCCUAGAGGGCCGUCCCAGUGCCUACAACUUUGAGGAGAGCCCUGUGCUACAGGAGUGGGUCACCAGCACCGACCUCCUGAUCUCUCUGGAUCGGCUUAACACGUUUGGAGAUGACAUCUUCAAGGACCCCAGGGUGCUCCAAUCUUACUACUAUGCUGUGUCCGACUUCUCUGUGGGCGGCAGGUGCAAAUGCAAUGGUCACGCCAGUGAGUGCGGCCCCGACGAGGCUGGUCAGCUGGCUUGCCACUGCCAACACAACACCACGGGUGUGGACUGCGAGCGCUGUCUACCCUUCUUCCAGGACCGCCCAUGGGCGCGAGGCACCGCAGAGGAUGCCAACGAGUGUCUGCCCUGCAACUGUAGCGGCCACUCUGAGGAGUGCACAUUUGACAAGGAGCUCUUUCGGAGCACGGGCCACGGCGGGCACUGUCAUCGCUGCCGCGACCACACAGCUGGGCCGCACUGUGAGCACUGUGAGAGGGACUAUUAUAGAUGGGACAGGAGGACACCGUGCCGACCCUGUGACUGCCACCCAGCAGGCUCCCUGAGUCUCCAGUGUGACAGCUCGGGCACCUGUGCCUGCAGGCCCACAGUGACUGGUUGGAAAUGUGACCGCUGCCUGCCUGGGUUCCACUCACUCAGUGAGGGUGGCUGCAGACCUUGUACCUGCAAUGUUGCCGGCAGCUUGGGCACCUGUGACCCCCGCAGUGGGGACUGCCCCUGCAAGGAGAAUGUAGAAGGCAGCCUGUGCGACAGAUGCCGCCCUGGGACAUUUAACUUGCAGCCCCACAACCCAGCAGGCUGCAGCAGCUGCUUCUGUUACGGCCACUCCAAGGUGUGUGGGCCCGCUGCUGGGUUCCAGGCACACCACAUCCUCUCAGACUUCCGCCAGGGAGCCGGUGGCUGGCAGGCCAGAAGCAUGGGGGUGUCAGAGCAUCCUCUGGAAUGGAACCACAGUGGGAUCCCCCUGGGCUGGCAAGGAGGAGAGGAACUCUCAGCACCAGACAAGUUCCUGGGAGACCAGAGACUCAGCUACGGACAGCCAGUCGUACUGACCCUCCAAGUCCCCCCUGGGGGCUCCCCACCUCCGAUGCAGCUGAGACUGGAGGGGGCGGGUUUGGCUGUGGCUCUGAGGCCCUCCAGUCCACCCAGCCCUCAGGACACCAGGCAGCCAGGACAAGUUCAUCUCUCGUUCCUCCUGCAGGAGACCUCUGAGGAGGCAGAGCCCCCACUGCCCGCCUUCCACUUCCAGCGCCUGCUUGCCAAUCUGACUGCUCUGCACAUCUGGACCAGUGGCCAUUCUGGCCAAGUGCUCUUGUGUGAAGUCCGGCUCACAUCGGCCCGGCCCCAGCGAGGGCUUGCCCCACCAGCCUCUUGGGUGGAGACCUGCUUGUGUCCCCAGGGAUACACAGGCCAGUUCUGUGAAUUCUGUGCUCUGGGAUACAAAAGAGAGGUACCUCAUGGGAGUCCCUAUACCAACUGCAUUCCCUGCACUUGCAACCAGCAUGGCACCUGUGACCCCAACACAGGGAUCUGCCUGUGUGGCCACCACACUGAGGGUCCUUCCUGCGAGCGCUGCAUGCCGGGUUUCUACGGUAAUGCCUUCUUAGGCCAUGCUGAUGACUGCCAACCCUGUCCGUGCCCUGGCCGAUCAGCCUGCACGACCAUCCCAGAGAGUGGAGAGGUGGUGUGCACACACUGCCCCCCUGGUCAGAGAGGACGACGCUGUGAGGUCUGCGAAGAUGGCUUUUUUGGGGAUCCUCUAGGACUCUUGGGAGCUCCCCAGCCGUGCCGCCGGUGCCGGUGCAGCGGGAACGUGGAUCUCAAUGCUGUGGGCAACUGUGAGCCUCAUUCUGGCCGCUGCUUGCGCUGCCUGUACAACACAACAGGGGCCCACUGUGAGCACUGUCAGGAGGGGUUCUAUGGGAGCGCCUUGGCCACAAGGCCUGUGGAGAAAUGUGCAUCCUGCAGCUGUGACCCGAGGGGCUCAGUCAGUGAGAAUAAGCCCUGCAACCCAGUGACUGGCCAGUGUGCCUGCCUGCCCCAUGUCACCGGCAGGGACUGCAGCCACUGCAGCCCUGGCUUCUAUGACCUCCAGUCCGGGAGGGGCUGCCAGAGCUGCAAAUGUCACCCUCUCGGCUCCUUAGAGAACAAGUGCCACCCCAAGACAGGCCAGUGCCCCUGCCGACCUGGCGUCACAGGCCAAGCCUGUGACAGAUGCCACCUAGGUUUCUUUGGCUUUUCCAUCAAGGGCUGCCGAGACUGUAGGUGCUCCCCACUGGGUGCUGCCUCAUCCCAGUGCCACGAGAACAGUACGUGUGUGUGCCGGCCUGGCUUCGUGGGCUAUAAGUGUGACCGCUGCCAGGAAAAUUUCUUCCUUGUGGACGGUGACACAGGCUGCCAAGAGUGUCCCACCUGCUAUGGUCUGGUGAAGGAGGAGGCAGCCAAGCUGAAGGCAAGGCUGACACUGAUGGAGGGGUGGCUGCAGGGGUCUGACUGUGUCAACCCCUGGGGACCGGUAGACAUUCUACAGGGAGAAGCCCCUAGGAGGGAUGGCUACCAAAGUCACCACCUACAUCAAGAGGUCCGGGGGGCCUUCCUGGAGCAGAUGGUGGAUCUGGAGGUUGCUGUGAAGGCCUCUCGGGACCAGCUGCAGGUGCUGAGAGGGAGAGCCCACUGUACCCGGGCUGGAACUCAGAAGACCUGCGACCAGCUGCGGGAGCUGGGGGAGGCAUUGCAGUCCUCGGAGGAGGAGGUCCUACGAGCAGCCUCAACUCUUUCAUUUCUGGGGAAUCUUCAGGAAGGAUCUAUCCCACCCACAAAUUGGAGUUAUCUGGCAUCAGAGGCCCACAUCCUCGCCAGGAGCCACAGGGACAUGGCCACCAAGAUCGAAGCCACCUCGAGAAGGGCCCUGCUCGCCUCCAACGCCAGCCACGAGUUCCUGUGGAAUCUGCUGAAAGGGGGAGUGGCCUCGGAGGCCCAGCAGGAACUGGAGGACAGGUACCAGGAGGUGCAGGCAGCUCAGCUUGCCCUAGGCACAGCUGUGGCAGAGGUGCUGCCCAAAGCUGAGAAGGCACUGGCCACCGUGAAGCAAAUCGGUGACUCAGCCCCAGAUCUGGUCUCACUGGUCACCCUUGGAGCAAUGAAUUCCCGAGCCAGAGACCUGGACUGGAGAGCGGAGGCCCUGGAGCAGAAGCUGUACCAGAGAGAGCAGGAGGCAAGCCAGGCCAUGGGAGCCCUGCAGGUGGAGGCUGGGAGAGCCCUGCAGAAGACAGAGCCCUUCGUGCAGCUACGCCACAAGACCACGGCUGCACUGACACAGGCUUCCUCAGCUGUCCAAGCUGCCACGGUGACUGUCAUAGGAGCGAAAACUCUGCUAGCUGACCUAGAGGGCAUGAAGCUGAGGUUUCCUCUGCCCAAGGAGCAGGCGGUGCUGAAGAGGAAAGCAGGCAGCCUCAAGGCCAGGCUCUUGGAGGACACAAAGAGGAAGACCAAGCAGGCAGAGAGGAUGCUGGGAAAUGCUGCGUCUCUCUCCUCCGGCUCCAAGAAGAAAAGCAAGGAGGCAGAAGUGAUGUCCAAGGGCAAGGACAAGCUCACCAAAGCAUUGCUGAGGGAAGGGAAGCAGGCCCACCGUCAUGCCAGCCGACUCACCAGCCAGACCCAGGCCACGCUCCGCCAGGCCUCUCGGCUGCUGCUGACCUCAGAAGCACGCAAACAGGAGCUGGAGGAAGCUAGGCAGGUGGCCUCUGGGCUGAGCACUGUGGAGCACCAGAUCCGAGAGUCACGCGUCUCCUUGGAGAAGGGCACCAAGGUCCUGUCAGAACUGCUUGCCAAGCUGGGGUCCCUGGGUGGCCACCAAGCCCCUGCCCAGACUCUGAACGAGACCCAGCGGGCACUAGAAAACUUGAGGCUGCAACUGGGUUCGCAUGGAGCCCUGCACCGCAAGCUGAGGCAGCUGGAAGAGGAGUCUGCGCGGCAGGAGCUACAGAUCCAGAGCUUUGAGAGCGACCUUGCUGAGAUCCGAGCUGACAAACACAACCUGGAGACCAUUCUGAGCAGUCUGCCCAAGCACUGUGCCAGCUAGACCCCGGCACACCCUCCCUGCCUUGCUGUUUCCUACCCACUCCCCAUAGGUGUCCCAGGCCUGCCUUUGUGAGCUCAUGUGAAUGCCCACACUCGUUUGCCGGUGUGUCUAGACCCUCUCCGAUCUGAGCAGCAGGAGUGAGUAAAUGUUCACAGUUCCAUAGGUGGCUUUGUGUGUAGCCCUCAGUGUGUGCUCCCCACACAUGCAUCAGCAUACACACCCCAGUGUCAGUAAAGAGGCAUGUGUG